Molecule: messenger RNA, 1515 nt
Organism: Cygnus atratus (black swan)
Lineage: Eukaryota; Metazoa; Chordata; Aves; Anseriformes; Anatidae
Gene: FOXS1
Product: forkhead box S1
Exons: 1
Coding region: 50-1441 (463 amino acids)
Biological process (GO): cell differentiation; anatomical structure morphogenesis; regulation of transcription by RNA polymerase II
Molecular function (GO): RNA polymerase II cis-regulatory region sequence-specific DNA binding; DNA-binding transcription factor activity, RNA polymerase II-specific
Source: RefSeq, a predicted model, not a curated record
GAGCAGGAGCAGCAGCAGCGGAGCAGGACGGCUGCGGCCGGGCAGGAGGAUGCAGCCGGACAUCCCCGUCGGCAGCGCGGCUCUGCGCGGCCGGCCGGCCCCCGACAGCCCCUUCCCCGGCCCCUCUCCGCCAGCCGUCCCCGAGGCCACCAAGCCGCCCUACAGCUACAUCGCCCUCAUCACCAUGGCCAUCCAGAGCACGCCGGAGAAGCGCAUCACGCUCAGCGGCAUCUACCGCUACAUCAUGGGCCGCUUCACCUUCUACCGCGAGAACAAGCAGGGCUGGCAGAACAGCAUCCGCCACAACCUCUCGCUCAACGAGUGCUUCGUCAAGGUGCCCCGCGACGACAAGAAGCCGGGCAAGGGCAACUACUGGACGCUGGACCCCGACUGCUACAACAUGUUCGAGAACGGCAGCUUCUUGCGCCGCCGCCGGCGCUUCACCAGGAAGAGGGGCCUCCGGGACGCGCCGGGCGCCGAGGGGGACGAGGGGCGCAGAAAGCCCCCCAAGCCCCGCUCACGGGGGCCGCCCGCUGCCCUGCCAGCUGAGGAGGGGAAGGCGGAGGGCGGCUUCGCCCCACCGGUGGCCGCCAGACGCCUGCUGGGCCCCCCCGAGCUGGCCGACGAUGCUGGUGGAGGAGUGCCGGGGUGCCCCGAGCCCUGCGCCCGGCGGCCCCCCCCUGGGGCCAGGCAGCCCUGCCUGUACCUGCCGGACGCGCCGCAGCCCAAGGGGCCGUUCUUCGCCAAGGAGCCGUGCUGCCCGCCGCAUGGGGCCCCCCCGGAGAGCCGGCCACCGGCCCCCCCCCAGCCCAAGGAGACUGCCUUUGGGGGGCUCCCGGCGGCUCUGCAGCUGCCCCGGCCAGGUCAGUACCCGGUGCCCGGCGAGCGCCCGGCGCAGCACCGUGCCCUGCUGCCCGCCGAGCCCAGGGACCCCGCGCAGGACUCCCCGGCCCCCACCGCGUCCCCACGGGGCGAGCUGGAGUGCAAGGAGUCGGCGGCCCCCACCUUGGGGCUGGGCCAGCCCUUCGGGCAGGUGCCCCCCAUGUUCCCCAGCGCCCUCCUGGGUGCGGGCAAGCCCCCCGCGCCCUGCUUCCUUGACGGCGAUGGCUACAAGCAGCCGCCCGUGCCCGUUUUCGGCUCCUUCGGCCGCUCGGGGCCCGAGGCGCUGGGCGGCAGCUACCAGUGCCGGGUGCAGGCGCUGAGCUUCUGCGUGAACGAGCGGCCCUGCGGCGCGGCGCUGGAGCAUCUCCUGGCCGCGGCCCCCGCUGCGGCCCCCCCUGCCCCCCGCCAGACACCCUUCGGGGCCGCGGGGCCACGGGCAGGCGAGCAGAAGGAGUCGUGGGGCGCGGGGGGAGCGAUCCCGCUGCAGGGGGGCAGCGGCUACCCCUUGGGGCUGCCCCACUGCCUCUACCGGACACCCGGCAUGUUCUUCUUCGAGUGACGGACUGGUUCCCCCCCCCCACAGCCCCCAGCACCGUGCGGGGCCCCAGCGGCGGAAUAAAGCACAUUCGCCCA